This is a messenger RNA of Pygoscelis adeliae (Adelie penguin), 903 nucleotides long. RefSeq names its product coiled-coil domain containing 166 (gene CCDC166). The coding region runs from base 1 to 903 and encodes 300 amino acids. Lineage: Eukaryota; Metazoa; Chordata; Aves; Sphenisciformes; Spheniscidae. The record is from RefSeq and is a predicted model, not a curated record. The transcript has a single exon.
AUGCGUGCUGGGAAAAAUAAGCAAGGAGUAAGAACCAAGAAUGGAGAUAUAUCCAAAGGAAUAAGUGACAUGGAAAUACUUGUCAAAGAGAGGAAAUCGUACUUGCAGAAGGAAUACAAGAUUCUCACUGAACAUAUGAACACAUACAUGGGAAGAGUGGAGCAUUUCCUGCAGGAAAAUAAAUUCCUAGAAAAGGAGGCCAAACGGAAUCAGGAAGAGAGCAAUGCUUACCUCUCUUACAUAACAAAACACAGCCAGAAGUGCCAGAAUCUGAUAAUAACAUUAAAUGACCAAAAUCACACUGAUCUGUCUCAAGUCUGGAUGCAGAAAGAGAAGCUAAUCUCACAGUAUACAGAAAAAGAAGAGGAGGUAAGGAGCUCUCUGAUGAAUAUGGAGACGAAGUACUCUCUUAUGAACAAGGAGGUUGAAGACCUGCAGACUUUCAAAGAUCCAUCUAUUCAGCUGGAACAGAUGAAAAAGAUUAAAGAGCUGGAGAAGGAAUUGUUGGUCACAAAGAUACAGCAUUCAGAGGAAAUGCACAAAAUCAAGAGCAGAUUUCUGAAGGCCAAGGCUGACUGUGAGAUGGACUUUCAUCAGAAGAUCCAGGUUCUCACCAAGAGAGCAGAAGCAGCAGCGAUACAAUCUCUAAUUCAGCAUAUCGAACAAGUAAAAGCAGAGAAUUGGCAUCUGCGCCAGGAAUUGCUCAGACUCAUCCAAUACUCAAAAAUCCUUAAAGAAACCAAAGUUCAACUGAAAGAGCAGCAGCAGCAGCUUCUUCGGGAGAACCAAUACACUCAGGACAUGGCACACAUGCGCCACUGGUUACACCAGCAUGAGGCACACCGUGCAAACAACAAAACCUACAGCUCUCACAGCUUGUUCAGAUGUGUCCCAUUAACCUAA